UAACGAACAAACAAGCUAAAGAAAAAAGGGGUCCUUUUUUUUUCUUUUUUUUUAUAUACAUUCAUUUUUUUUUCUCUUUGUGAUUUUUUGUUGAUCAAAAAAUUAUUCCCCCCUCUUUAUACACAUAUUUUUUUUUUCUUGAAGAAUGUUUCCGGUUCAAAGAGGUUUAUACGGUCAUCGAUCAACUAUGAGUCAAUUUGCAAAGCCAGGAUAUUCAUUCAUGGCAUUCGAUCCUUUCCCUUUUACAAAUGCAAAUUUAACAGACUUUUCAGUUCCAAAUAAAUCACCUUUAAUGCAAUAUCCUUCAAGUACAGAUGAACUUUAUGAUCAAGAAAUAUCAAAGGAGUCUUCUAACAAUUCUUUACCUCCAAAAAAACCACUUACAAAAGCAGAGCGUCGUGCUGAGCAUAACGCUAUUGAACGCGCUCGUCGUGAAAACUUGAAUUCGAAAUUUCAAUCUCUUGCUCAAGCUCUCCCUAAUCUUAUUAAUUAUCGUAGACCUUCUAAAAGUCAAAUUGUUGAAAAGGCCUUUGAUUGGGUUAAGCAAAGUAUUUCCCGGGAAGAACGUUAUCGUUAUCAAAUUUUGCAACUUCAAAGGGAAAAUAAAAGACUGCUGGCUCAGUUAAUGCAUUAUCAGCAUCAACAACAACAACAACCAGAAGAAGGCGGACACGCUAAAUAUCCUAUGGCUAACAACCCAAUUCCAACUAUUUGUACACCCCAUGCCUCUACUACUACUACUACUAUCAUGAGUACUUCUCCUCCUGCUUCUAUUCCUAUGUAUAGUAAUUUGAAUCCACCUACACCACCUCCACAAUCUCUUACUUUUACUGCUACUUCGACUACUACUCUCUCUACCUCUGCUUCCCCUACUUAUGCUCCUGUCAAUUCCUCUAUGAACGCCAAUACGAAUAACAAUGGCUGGUCCACGAAUCCUUACUUGAUGAAUCCUACUCUUCAAAUGAACCACUACAAUAAUAGUACCGAAGAUAUUACAAAGCAGGACUUUGCCAAUUCUAAAAGCGAUGAUGAUGAUAAUACGAGUAGUGGAAAUGAAGAUGAUACUGAUUAUCAAUCUUCUCCGAAUGGUAUUUUGAAUAAUAAUAAUAUUAAGCAAGCAGGGACUAACUAACUAACUUUAUUUAUGUAGCUUCUUACUUGGAAAAUAGAUCCCCUCAAAAACAAUAUGAAAAAGUAAAUCAGAAAAAUCUUUUGGUUAAUGAAAUUUAUCCUGUUGGAGGUGAAGGAAAUUUUCAGUCAACAGAUACCCCUUUUGAUUCACCCAUUUUAUUGAAUAAUUGGAAUCAGUCUGGAAGAUAUUCUUCUCAUUUGAUCAAUAGUGGUAAUUUUGAUCCUGGUUUAAAUAAUAGAUCUACUCCAGCACAAAUGUUAUCUUAAUCUUUCACCUUUCUUUCUAAGUUUUAUAUGCUUCUUUCUUAAACAUUCCUUUGUAUACAUGACUUAUAUAUACACAUCUAUAUGUUUUUUUUUCCCCUUUUAUUACAUACAAACAAACAAAC
Messenger RNA from Cokeromyces recurvatus, 1520 nucleotides. RefSeq lists its product as uncharacterized. Gene Ontology annotation, biological process: positive regulation of transcription by RNA polymerase II. Lineage: Eukaryota; Fungi; Mucoromycota; Mucoromycetes; Mucorales; Mucoraceae. Gene Ontology annotation, cellular component: RNA polymerase II transcription regulator complex. The record is from RefSeq and is a predicted model, not a curated record. Gene Ontology annotation, molecular function: protein dimerization activity; DNA-binding transcription factor activity. The transcript is spliced from 3 exons. The coding region runs from base 146 to 1132 and encodes 328 amino acids.